CAAGAUCGAUUACGAGUCUUGUUCGUCGCCAGACACUGAAACGAUGUCUGGUCGUGUACCCAUGGACCCACGGGCAUUUUAGUACAUUUGGAACCCUGUAUAACGCCGCUGCCAUCGCGAGAAAUCCCAAUAUAUUUUUUACAUAACUUGCAACCAAAACGCUUGAACCGCACAAAAAGAGGAAGAGCAAAACAUCAGCUAAACAUUAUUUUUGUUGGUUGCUGAAACCAAGUAAACAAGACAAACGACGAGUGUAUGACGUCACCGCCGUCGCUAGGUUACGGUUGUAAACACUUCGUGAACGCUCCUGGUUGCUGCGGAUCGAGCUCUUUAUAAACGAUCACCGUUGUGAGUUGUGAGUUUGUUGUAUAACUGUGAUAUUGUGAGACUCUCCGAUGGCUGCAGAAGCGCAAGAGAUUCCGAAACUUCACCUCGAAGCCGUUAUUGGAUUCAACGGGCAUGUGUUCUCUGGACUGCAAGUUCACCCAGACCGUGAGCACCUGAUCUACCCGCUCGGCUGCACGCUGGUCAUUAAGAAUCUGCAGGAUGGGACGCAGGGCUUCCUCCAUGGUCACACUAACAAUGUCUCCUGUGUGUCUGUGUCCACAAGAGGGACCUAUGUGGCAUCAGGGCAGGUCAACUUCAUGGGCUUUAAGGCUGAUGUAAUCAUCUGGGAUUACGCAAAAAGAGAGAUUUAUGCUCGACUCGUCCUCCACCAGGCCAAAGUGGAAGCUCUGGCUUUCUCUCCCAAUGAGAAAUACCUGGUGUCUCUGGGGGGACAAGAUGACGGCAGUAUCGUGGUGUGGAACGUGGAGAAGAAGGAGGCGAUUUGUGGGAGUCUGGCUUCGGCUCACAGCGCAGGUCACUGUCUUACCGUCAGCUACUGCAACCUGAGUGACAACGUCUUUGUCUCAGCUGGACAUGGUACGCUCCGUGUGUGGGAGCUCGAUCUUCACAACAGGAAGAUUCGCCCCACAGAAUGCCAAACCGGGCAAUUAAAAAGGGUUAUUAAAUGCAUAGAGAUCCCAGAGGAUGAUGUUUUUUUUUACUGUGGCACCACAAGCGGAGACAUCCUCAAAGUGAACCUGAAAAGUCGCUUGCUAAAUAGCUGUGGUCCGGUGAAGUUAAAGUUCAGCAAAGGUGUAACUGCUCUGAAGAUGUUAAAAACAGGAGAUGUGUUGGUGGGAUCAGGAGAUGGAACGUUCAGUCUCUGCUCAGGCACAGCCUUCAAAACUAUCAAGAGUGUAAUACUGGAGGGCGGCGUGUCGUCUGUGGCUUUGCGUGGUCAAGGUCAGCAGGUGUUUGUGGGCACUGAGGCAUCUCAGAUUUACCGGUUCGGCUACACGGACUUUACGCCUGAGCUCAUCGCUUCCAGCCACAGCAGUGCGGUUUGGGAUGCAGCCUUUCCUGUAGGAACGUCAGAACUCUUCGCCACUUGUUCUCAGGAUGAUAUCCGCGUUUGGCACACAGAGUCCAGUAAAGAGCUUUUACGGAUCCGAGUCCCGAACAUGACGUGUAGCGCACUGGGCUUCAUGAGGGACGGCCGGAGCAUCUACAGCGCAUGGAAUGAUGGGACAAUCCGCCUGUUCACUCCUGAGAGUGGCCGCCUAAUGCUGAUGAUCCCUAAUGCUCACAGUAUGGGAGUGACUGCGUUAAAGAGCACCAACGACUGCACACGGCUUGUUAGUGGAGGAGGCGAGGGACAGGUGCGGGUGUGGCAGAUCCUGCGAGACACACACAGACUCAUCACCAGCAUGAAGGAGCACAAAGCUUCAGUCAACGCCAUUCAGAUUAAAAGUAACGAUGAGGAAUGUGUGACGGCAAGCUCUGAUGGAACCUGCAUCAUCUGGGACCUGGUGCGCUUUGUCAGAAAUCAAAUGGUUCUGGCUAACACAUUGUUUAAAAGCGUCUGCUAUCAUCCUGAGGAAUAUCAGAUCAUCACCAGUGGAACGGAUCGGAAGAUUGCCUACUGGGAGGUGUAUGAUGGUGCGGCUGUUAGAGAGCUGGAGGCCUCGCAGUCCGGGGCCAUUAACGGCAUGGACAUCAGCGCUGAAGGAGGACAUUUCAUCAGUGGUGGUGAUGACAAGCUGGUGAAGGUGUGGCGUUAUGUAGAUGGUGAUGUCACACAUGUGGGAACCGGCCACAGUGGCAGUAUCACCAGCGUGUGCUUGUGUCCCAACAGCAGAUUUAUUAUUAGCACUAGUGCAGACGGAGCGGUGCUUAGAUGGAAAUUCCCGCACUACACAAGCUCAUAGUCCAUAAAAAACAAACUAUUUAAGACAUUAUUUGCAUUAAUAUGCUUUAUAGGAUAAUAUUUUUUUUUGAGGGCUUUAUGAUGAAUUUGAUUUUAUUUCAUUUUAACAAAUUAUACAAUCAUGACUGAGCAAAAAUAAAAAACAUGA
This is a messenger RNA of Clarias gariepinus (North African catfish), 2402 nucleotides long. Its product is annotated as cilia- and flagella-associated protein 52-like. Gene Ontology annotation, biological process: cilium assembly. NCBI's taxonomy places the organism in Eukaryota, Metazoa, Chordata, Actinopteri, Siluriformes, Clariidae. The coding region runs from base 396 to 2255 and encodes 619 amino acids. The transcript has 15 exons. Gene Ontology annotation, molecular function: protein binding. The record is from RefSeq and is a predicted model, not a curated record.